AUGGCGGAUAAUGACAAUUACAAUAACCAAGCCGACAACAAAGGAGCCAUCUUAACCAACCCCGAAGCAUUUUAUAAGCCAGGAGUAGACGCCACCAGCAAGGCGGAUAAUGGAGAAUUAUUAUGGCAUAGUGUUCUAGUUCAAGCAUAUAAAAUGUUGGACUAUUCCAAGGACUUCAACAAAGCCCAAGAGUUAAUUUGUUCUUAUAGCAUGAAGGAUUUAAUUUUUGUGGCCCGUCCCGAGAUACAUGCGACCUUAAUUACCCGUAUUUAUUCCCCAACCCAGCAUUUAGGAUUUGUUUAUUUUGAUAGUAUGUUUGGGGGUGUGAUUAUUACCCAAUUGAACGAUAAAGACCAGAUGUAUCUACACGACCGCAAAGCGUAUCAGAUGGCCGUGGCGAUUGACUUCCCAGGCAACGGAAUAUUUAUUGAUACUCAUAGAUACGCGAUGAACCUAACUAAUUACUUAUUUAAGUGA
Molecule: messenger RNA, 477 nt
Organism: Racocetra persica
Lineage: Eukaryota; Fungi; Glomeromycota; Glomeromycetes; Diversisporales; Gigasporaceae
Source: the annotation of a GenBank genome assembly